Gadus morhua (Atlantic cod) is the source of this 1796-nucleotide messenger RNA. Its product is annotated as LIM/homeobox protein Lhx8. Gene Ontology annotation, biological process: forebrain neuron development; neuron differentiation; regulation of transcription by RNA polymerase II. Gene Ontology annotation, cellular component: nucleus. The coding region runs from base 131 to 1129 and encodes 332 amino acids. The transcript has 9 exons. Lineage: Eukaryota; Metazoa; Chordata; Actinopteri; Gadiformes; Gadidae. The record is from RefSeq and is a predicted model, not a curated record. Gene Ontology annotation, molecular function: DNA-binding transcription factor activity, RNA polymerase II-specific; RNA polymerase II transcription regulatory region sequence-specific DNA binding.
UGAGCGCCUGUAGGGAGGGUGAAAUGAUACUAACGGCGUUAUAGAAUAUCUGGAGACAUUAAACCACAAACACUGCUCCCACAUUAAAGGACAGGUGUCAGUGAAAUUAAGUCUGGCUGAUCGUGUCACCAUGUCGGAGGGAGAGCGGCUUCUGACCGACGUCUUCCCGAACCUUCAGGGGGAAACCAACGACUUUGGCUCCUCCGGGCCUGAUGAUCUUUUUGAGGAGGAGGACUCGUAUUCUCCUUCCUCCCUCAUCUCCUCCUCCUCGCGACCCACCGUGAGCUCCGUGCAGUCGGACACCCUGUGCACCUCCUGCGGCCUGGAGAUCGUGGACAGAUACCUCCUGAAGGUGAACAACUUGUGCUGGCACGGUCGCUGCCUCGCGUGCAGCGUCUGCCAGACGGCGCUGGGACGGCACGUAAGCUGCUACAUCAAAGACAAGCAGAUCUUCUGCAAACUCGACUACUUCAGGAGGUAUGGUACGCGCUGCGCGCGCUGCGGCCGCAACAUGCACUCAAACGACUGGGUGCGCCAGGCACGCGGUCGGACCUUCCACAUUGCGUGCUUCUCCUGCCACUCGUGCAAGCGGCAGCUGUCCACCGGAGAGGAGUUCGGCUUGGUGGAAGACCGCGUACUCUGCCGUCCGCAUUACGACAGCAUGAUGGAGAACAUUAAGCGCACGCAGGAAAGCAACAAAGUCCAAGUGGAGGAAACUGAGCCUUCAGACCAAGACGUCAGCAGUUCAAAAUCCAAGCCCAACAAGAGAGCCAGGACCAGCUUCACUGCCGACCAGCUACAGAUAAUGCAGGGCCAGUUUGCGAACGACAACAACCCAGACGCCCAGACGUUGCAGAUCCUAGCCGAGAGAACCGGGCUGAGCCGCAGGGUUAUACAGGUGUGGUUCCAGAACUGCCGUGCCCGCCAAAAGAAACAUGUGUACCCAAACCUGGACCCGUCUACGGUCAUGACACUGAUUCCUUCUGGUCAGCUGACACCACCCCUGGAUAACCUGCAAUACUCGUCCUACAUCACUUCUGACCCCACCAUGACUUACAUGAACAUUGACUCUCCACCCACACUGCUGUUCAGGCAAAUGACCUCCCAUUCAAUGACAAACUGCCAGUGAGCCACGCCUCAGCUCUGACUGGCCAUUGGUCGACCACUUCCAAGGGCUGACUCCAAUUGAUUGAUGGCUAACCAUGUCUGUUACAUGUCUGUAAAUGAGAAAUGGUUGCAGGGGCUAUACCACUUUAUGGAAUUUGAUGUCAAUUAAUUUAUUUGAAGAAAAAAAUGUUCAAGCACUUUGUUUGUAAUGCACACAAAAUGUAUUAAUUGUUUUUGUCAAUGGGUUCUAUUAUUUUAUUUAACAUUAUGUAAAUGUUAAUUAUGUUGAUAAACAUAAGAUUUAUUUUAAGAAUCUGACUUAAGUGACCUUCAAAACACUUUAAUAUGAGAAAAAAAAGUAAGCUGUCAAGUUUGAAGAGCUGGUUUAAUGAACUAUCAACCUAUGGCCUUUGUGACAUCGAUUUCUUGUUUUGUUUUCUGUUUUUGUUUUAUUGCCAAGUUGGAAGGCGUGUGUCUGGAUCGCUCUGCGAUAUCUUUGGUUUAUAACUCUUGAUUAUGCAAGACAAGGGGCUGCCCAUUUAUUGCUGCAAAUAAAUUAAGAUCUUGCACAUAAUGAUGACCUUGUGGCCAUCCCCUGGUUGUUUUCUGUUCCAUGGUAAGGCUAAAUAUGAUGUCGAGCAGGAAUCAAAAUAGUGCAAGGGGCGGAGUUGCAUCUUAUUUUCUGUUUU